ACCCGGUUUUUCUCCUCCUCUCUGCAUCUACCCCUUCCAUACUGUUUUCUUAUCGAUUUCCAGUUCCUACUAGGCUACUCCCCCCGGUUCAACACCAAAAUUCAAGACCAUUUAUACCACCCAAACAAGAGAUUGAACAACCCCAUGAACCAAACGUCAUCCGGGCGGGGUCUGAUUCCAAGAGUGCCAUCAUUUUCCCACCCCAGGUAGGUAUCUUGUUCGGUAAGGGUACAGCAGGGAGCUGGUAGAAGGAGCUUUACUCAGUCGUAAAUUAUGGGCAGUGUCAUUUUUUAGUGGCAUCUAGGAUGAGGCUUGAACUUGCAGUAAUCCACCGUGCCAGGAGGAAGUUAGUGUGCAUUGGUAUUGUAGAAAGAUUCUUCUUUUUGCAAUGUUUUGGUCUGUAGUUGUUCGGUCGUCUUCGUCCCGACGAAGUAUUGGUUUUGUUAAUCAGAUAGUUCCUUGCUUUUUUGGCGUAUCAAGAACCAUAUAUAGCAGCAGUAGCCGCAGCUGUCUUGCAUCUAAUGGUGGUGGUGGUGGUGAUGGUGUGGAUAAUGGGUUUCGCGCUUUCGAGGAUUACUUGAACGAAUCUUGGAAAAGUUGCAAUUUUGAUGAGGAAAUAGAGUUAAAAACAACGUGGAGAAGUCAAAAUAGUACUUUCCAACAAAAGCAAAAUGUUUCUUCAAGAAGUAGUUUUAUUGACACGGUAAGAAAUGAUGCUAAUAGGGUUCUUGAAAUUCUUCGGCAAGAUGGUCCUGGAUUUGAUACCAAAGCUGCUUUAGAUGAUUUGAAACUUAGGCUUUCUGGGCUUCUUGUGAGACAGGUUCUUUUAGGCAUUUUGACGAGCAUAAGUUUUGCAAACAAGAAACGGAGCGCGAAGCUCGGGUUCAAAUUCUUUGUGUGGUCUGGUCAGCAAGAGAACUAUAGUCACACCACAAAUUCGUAUCAUCUGAUAAUGAAGAUAUUUGCGGAGGCUGAGGAAUUUAAAGCAAUGUGGAGAUUGCUUGAUGAAAUGAUCCACAAGGGGUAUCCGACAUCUGCUCGAACUUUUAAUCUGCUGAUUUGUACUUGUGGUGAGGCUGGAUUAGCGAAGAAAGUCAUAGAGAGGUUUAUAAAAUCGAAGACGUUUAACUAUAGGCCAUUUAAGCACUGUUUUAAUGCAAUUUUACAUUCUCUAGUGGUACUGCAUCAUUACAAGUUGAUUGAGUGGGUGUACCAGCAGAUGUUGGUUGAAGGUCAUUCUCCGGAUAUUUUAACUUAUAACAUCCUCUUGUGCUCUAAGUAUAGGCAGGGGAAACUGGAACAGUUUCAUAGAUUACUGGAUGAAAUGGGACAAAAUGGGUUCUCACCUGAUUUUCAUACUUACAACCUCCUCCUUCAUGUGCUAGGUAAAGGGGACAAGCCUCUUGCGGCCCUGAACCUUUUAAACCACAUGAAGGAAGUAAGUUGUGAUCCAACCAUUCUUCACUUCACCACAUUAAUAGAUGGGCUCAGCCGAGCUGGGAAUUUGGAUGCUUGCAAGUACUUUUUUGAUGAGAUGAUUAAGCAGGGAUGCAUGCCUGAUGUUGUUUGUUACACUGUAAUGAUAACAGGGUAUGUUGAGGCAGGGGAGUUUCAUAUGGCUCAGGAAAUGUUUGAUGAAAUGAUCAGUGAAGGACAGCUUCCAAAUGUUUUUACUUACAAUUCUAUGAUCCGAGGGUUAUGCAUGGCUGGGAAGUUUGAGGAGGCUUGCUUGAUGCUGAAAGAAAUGGAACGGAGAGGUUGUAAUCCUAAUUUCUUGGUGUAUAGUACCUUAGUGAGUUACCUGAGAAAUGCUGGAAAGCUUUCUCAAGCCCAUGAAAUUAUAAAAGAUAUGGUGGAAAAAGGGAAGUAUGCCCAUCUAGUUUCGAAGAUAAAAAGAUACAGGAGGUGCUAACGAGAAAGAGUAUAUAAACUACAAGCAAUUUUGUAAUAUCUACAGAAAAUGCUUAUUGAUCCUUAUUUGGUACCUUUGUCUGUGAUAUGUUUUAGAAGCAGCAAAAGUUUCCAAUUCCAUGGGGUCUUGAAUCUGUCAAUUGUUCCCUAGUACUUGCACAUUUUUCUCAAAGUUGAAUAGCCAUUUUGGAGUUGUGGGUUGAAAGGAAAAAAUAAAUGGAAUACAUUUGCUUCAUUCAUAGCCUAA
Molecule: messenger RNA, 2158 nt
Organism: Coffea eugenioides
Lineage: Eukaryota; Viridiplantae; Streptophyta; Magnoliopsida; Gentianales; Rubiaceae
Product: pentatricopeptide repeat-containing protein At3g60050-like
Exons: 1
Coding region: 389-1912 (507 amino acids)
Molecular function (GO): protein binding
Source: RefSeq, a predicted model, not a curated record